Molecule: messenger RNA, 5191 nt
Organism: Ailuropoda melanoleuca (giant panda)
Lineage: Eukaryota; Metazoa; Chordata; Mammalia; Carnivora; Ursidae
Gene: SYNPO2
Product: synaptopodin 2
Exons: 5
Coding region: 157-3954 (1265 amino acids)
Biological process (GO): positive regulation of actin filament bundle assembly
Cellular component (GO): Z disc; stress fiber; actin cytoskeleton
Molecular function (GO): actin binding
Source: RefSeq, a predicted model, not a curated record
UUGUGAAUGCGGCCGGCGGCCGCAGCAGCAGCUGAAGUUCUGCGCUCCCCAAUCCUGCCUCCUGGGCAGGCGCCUGGAGCUAAGUACGCAUCUCAACUGCACCGAAGCCUCCUCUGUCUUUUCAAGCUCUUCAUGCUACCCAACUGAAAGGAGAAAAUGGGCACGGGGGAUUUUAUCUGCAUUUCCAUGACCGGAGGGGCGCCCUGGGGGUUCCGACUGCAAGGUGGCAAGGAGCAGAAGCAGCCCCUGCAAGUUGCUAAGAUACGAAGCCAGAGCAAAGCCUCUGGGUCUGGGCUCUGUGAGGGGGAUGAAGUGGUUUCUAUCAAUGGCAACCCUUGCGCAGACCUCACCUACCCCCAAGUCAUCAAGCUCAUGGAGAGCAUAACAGACUCUCUCCAAAUGCUUAUCAAAAGACCAUCCAGUGGAGUAAAUGAGACUUCCAUCUCUGAAACUGAAAACAAAAGCCCAGAGCAUCUCACCCAGGAGGGGCGCGUGGAAAGUACCACCCUGCAAAUUCGACCAGCCGCAAAGAACCAGCACAGAGAGUUGUAUGUUGCCUCGGUCAGGAGUGGAGCUCCUCUAGCUGAGGACCAAGCGAGUGGUCCAGGUUUUUCUGGGAGCAUAAAUGAAGAAACAGGCCUGAGCCACCAUGUGGCUCCCCAUACGCCCGACUCGCAAACAGGAGGCUUAGCAGAGGAGAUUAUCUUAAGGGAGAAGGCAGAAGUUGGACGGCCAGGCCCUGUGGUUGAGCUACAACUGUCCCUUUCACAAGAGAGACACAAGGUCACCAAUGUCCCCGUGGUGGCUCUCCUGGGAGCUGAAAAAUCCAAGUCUCCUGACCCAGAUCCUCAUGUACAACACGGCAGGAUCGUCCACAUAAAUUCAGUUCCCACUAAGGAGAAAGGGGAGCCUUCUCUGAGGUCCAGCAAGAUAAUCCAGAUCUCCAGUGGCAAAGAGUUAAAAGUGAUCCAGGGAAGUGAAGCAGGAGACGCGGGGCUGCCCCGAGUGGAAGUGAUACUCGACUGCUUGGACAGGCAGAAGACGGAAGGGUGCAGGCUUCAGGCAGGAAAGGGGUGUGUGGAUUCUCCAGUGGAAGGAGGGCAGUCAGAAGCACCUCCUUCUCUGGUAUCCUUUGCAGUCUCAUCAGAAGGCACAGAGCAGGGAGAAGAUCCACGCUCGGAAAGGGAUCACAGCAGACCUCACAAGCACCGAGCGCGCCACGCACGGCUCAGGAGGAGUGAAAGCCUAUCAGAAAAGCAGGUGAAAGAAGCAAAAUCUAAAUGCAAAAGCAUUGCCCUCCUUCUCACGGAUGCCCCCAACCCCAACUCCAAGGGGGUGUUGAUGUUUAAGAAGCGCCGUAGGCGGGCCAAGAAAUACACCCUAGUCAGCUACGGCACUGGCGAACUUGAGCGCGAGGCAGACGAGGAGGAAGAAGGUGACAAAGAGGAUACUUGUGAAAUAGCAUUUCUGGGCACGAGUGAAUCUGAGGUGGAUGAAGAGUUACUGUCUGACGUUGACGACAGCGCGCGCGUUGUGAACUUUGACUGGGAUUCUGGACUAGUGGACAUCGAAAAGAAACUGAACAGAGGGGACAAGAUGGAGAUGUUGCCAGACACCUCAGGCAAGGGCGCCCUCAUGUUUGCCAAGAGGAGGGAGCGAAUGGAUCAGAUCGCGGCCCAAAAGGAGGAGGAGAGGGUGCGUGGAAUGCCAAGCGGAGAACCCGAUGCUGCACAGACCGACGGCCUGAGAACCACGGCUUCUUACCAAAGGAAGGAAGAAGAAUCCGUAAGAAUGCAGAGCUGUGUGAGCAGAAGCUACAUCGAGGUGAGCCACGGUCAUGGCCACGUGCCCCAACACAAUGGCUUCACUGGGGCGUCCGACACAGCAGAGGCCCAGAGGAUGAUCCCUAUGAACAGAACAGCCAAACCCUUCCCGGGGUCCGUGAGCCAGGCAGCGACCCCCUUCUCCCCAACCCGGAACGUGACGAGUCCCAUGGCGGACUUCCCGGCGCCUCCGCCCUAUUCUGCAGUCACACCUCCACCUGAAGGCUUCUCCAGAGCCGUGUCAAGCCCGCUAGCUGGCCCCGCACAGCCUCCUCCGUGGCCCCAGCCCGCCCCAUGGUCCCAGCCAGCCUUCUACGACUCGUCUGAGCGAAUAGCCUCCCGGGAUGAAAGGAUCGCCGUGCCAGCAAAAAGAACAGGAAUAUUGCAGGAGGCCAAAAGGAGAAGCACGACAAAGCCCAUGUUCACUUUUAAAGAGCCCAAAGUAAGCCCAAAUCCUGAACUCUUGUCACUUCUUCAAAAUUCAGAAGGCAAAAAGGGCACUGGAGCUGGAGGCGAUUCCGGACCCGAAGAAGACUACCUCAGUUUGGGAGCAGAGGCUUGUAAUUUCAUGCAGAGCUCCACUGCCAAACAAAAGACUCCACCUCCUGUCGCCCCGAAACCUGCAGUCAAGACCUCGUCCUCCCAACCAGUAACUCCAGUUUCUCCAGUCUGCUCCCCAGGAGUGGCUCCAACCCAACCUCCUGCCUUCCCCACGUCCAACCCGUCGCAGGGCACCAUUGUCUCCUCCAUCAAAAUAGCCCAGCCUUCCUACGCUCCUGGCCGGCCCGCGAGCUCUCUGACCCUGGCUGGUCCCUUCAAAGGCCCACAGGCAGCAGUAGCCAGUCCCAACUACACACCUAAGCCAACAGCUCCCACACCAACAGUAAACGCUGCUCAUGCUGGUGCCCGGGGACCAUCCAAUGAGCUUCCCGGAAUGAGUGGGAAAGGAGCCCAGCUCUUUGCUAAAAGGCAGUCGAGGAUGGAGAAGUACGUGGUAGAUUCCGACACGGUGCAGGCCCAUGCUGCUCGCGCCCAGUCUCCCACUCCGUCUCUACCAGCCGGUUGGAAGUACUCCUCCAACGUCCGAGCUCCUCCUCCUGUGGCCUACAACCCCAUCCACUCCCCCUCCUACCCUCUGGCUGCUCUCAAGUCUCAGUCAUCAGCCCCACAGGCCUCCAAGACAAGCAAGAAAAAGGGCAAAAAACCCCUCAAUGCCUUGGACGUCAUGAAGCACCAACCAUAUCAGCUAAAUGCAUCCCUGUUUACUUUCCAACCUCCUGAUGCAAAGGAUGGCCUCCUCCAAAAGUCAUCCGCCAAGGUCAGUUCAGUACCAGCCAUGAAGCAAGCUCUUCCUCCCCGGCCCGUGAAUGCUGGCUCGCCCACUCCUGCGCAGGCCUCGUCUGUGUACUCGGUGCCAGCAUAUAGCUCUCAGCCUGCCUUCUUUGCAGAGGCCACCUCACCGGUCAGUGCAUCCCCUGUGCCCGUGGGCAUUCCCACCUCUCCAAAGCAAGAAUCAGCCUCAACGUCUUACUUUGUGGCACCGAGGCCGAAGUUCUCAGCCAAGAAAAGUGGUGUCCCAGUUCAGCAGAUUAGACACUCCCUUUCUCUUCCUGGAAGACCAGUCCCUCCAGCCAUCUCCACAACAUCUCCUUGGGAAUUCCAGCCUGCUUAUAACUACUCUAGCAAACCAACUGAUGAGCUAGAGAAGGCAAACAAGAGACUAACUCCCUGGGAAGCAGCAGCGAAGUCUCCUCUUGGUCUAGUGGAUGAUGCCUUUAAACCCAGAAACAUCCAGGAAUCCAUUGUGGCAAAUGUGGUCUCAGCGGCUAGGAGGAAGGUGCUUCCAGGGCGCUCAGAAGAUUGGAAUGAGAGACUGUCCUAUGUUCCUCAAGCCCAGAAGGCCAAUGUGAGCUUAUUUGCAAGGCAAGAGUAUAAUGUUGCAUCUUUACCUAAUAAUAAUAAUAUGUCCACCAACUCCCAAUAUGGUUCACAGUUACCAUAUGCAUAUUAUAGGCAGCCUUCCAGAAAUGAUUCUGAAAUAAUGUCCAUGGAAACUAGGUCUGAUUACUGUCUUUCAAUAGCUGAUUGCAACUACAACCCACACCCAAGGGGAUGGAGACGCCAAACAUGAAUGUUAGAAAAACUGACCAUGUGCCAUCUACAAUAGUAAUUUUUAAAAUGUUCCUUUGUAGGGUGUUUCACUUUUCCAGUAGGUUUUGACUCACUUUUGGUCUUGGCUUAUUCUCAGAAGUCAUUUAUUUGAGUUUGUGUGUGUGUGUAAGUACACGUGAGUGAUCUCUUCCUUGUCUGCUCAUGAUAGAGAAUUUCCUUGAGGAAAAAAUUCAUUUUCUGCAUUGAUGUGCUUGCAUUUAUAUCUAAUUCAUAAUCUUAAUUCCAUUUAUUCCAUUAAUAUGAGGUAGUCUAGGCAACUAAACGCUGCUCAUUUAAAGUGAAAAUAAGUAUUUUCUUCUAAGUGUCGUAGUCCAGGAAGGAAUUAACAGAAUAUGAUGCUCUAAUUGUCAUUAGCAGUAAGAGCAAGGAAUAUAACAUGGGAGAAGUUUUCAAUGAGAGCAUGCCAUUGAAUGAUAAUUAUAUUAAAAAGGAUUUCCUUGGUGUUGUUUUAAGCAUUUCUCUGAAACAUUAUCAAAAAUCCAAUGACAUUCAGUUUUUUAGAACUGAAAUGUAAGUGUUCUCAGAAAGAAAGAAAUAUUUGACAGAAAGAUAAUUAUACAAUCCAGAAGGACUUUUGAGGCAAGUUGUGUAAUGUAUGGGUAAUAGAUUUGGGUAUAAAAUUUAUUUUUAAUCUAUUUAAAGGCAGCAGCCUGAGACAGGAAUAGAUUCUGAGUUCAGGUAUCCUCAUUUGUCAAAUGAGAAGAUCAGACUAUUUAAUCUCUUGAUAUUCUGAGAUUUUCUCAUUGGUAGAAUAGCCUUUGGUGCAUUAUUCAUUUUUGUUGCUCAUCAUAUAAACGCAGGAUUAAUUUAGGAGUGGGUUAGGUCAUCAGUGUCACUACAUGUAUAAUUAAAGGUCCAAAAGGAAUUGUUGGGAGACAGGUUUUGUGCUAUGUGUUACAUGGAGGGAGGGUUGAUGUGAAGAAAAAUAAAACUGUUAAUGGAUUGAAGGAAGUGGUAGAUGGAUGUGUCUGUUAUUAUGCAACUGUAGGUCAUGACCAUUUAUUUAGUUACAGAAAACAAAGUCAUCAUUAAGAUGUUCAAAGGAAGCUGAACAGCUGCUCGGUCAAUUUCAUGACCCAGGCCUUAUUAGCACGACCAUGAGACAAUCAGACACCUGCUCCUUACUGCCAUACCCACAAAGUAGUCACUACAAGGAAAUUCAAAGCAUUUAACAUCCUAAACAAGAAUUGAGAACA